Molecule: messenger RNA, 312 nt
Organism: Meloidogyne enterolobii
Lineage: Eukaryota; Metazoa; Nematoda; Chromadorea; Rhabditida; Meloidogynidae
Source: the annotation of a GenBank genome assembly
AUGACCCUUUUCACUAUUAAAUUAAGCAUAGAUUUGAAAGUUUCAAGAUGUAAUAUUGUUUUAAAAUUAAUUUCAUAUACCUAUACCUAUUUUAAAGAUGCCAGUAAAUUGUCCCUGACAGUUUAUGCAAGAGAAGCAAUGCUUUUCUUUAAAAAAUAUAAUAAAGAAGUCAUGGACUUUUUAAAAGAAAAGGGAUUUGGUGGAAAAUUAUUUUGGAAUUCCCCAAAACCAAUAUAUCAAGGGAAUGAUUGCGAUUGGCCAUCAGAAAGAGAAGUGUUUGCAAGAAGGUUAGGUUUUAUAGAUAAAUCCUAG